Funneliformis geosporum is the source of this 295-nucleotide messenger RNA. NCBI's taxonomy places the organism in Eukaryota, Fungi, Glomeromycota, Glomeromycetes, Glomerales, Glomeraceae. The record is from the annotation of a GenBank genome assembly.
AUGCUAAAGGAUAAAGCACUUGAGGAUACAUUUUAUUGGGUUUGUGAAAAAAGAAAGCUAGAAAAUUGUAAAGGUCGAGCAAUAACUAAAUUUAUUAAUGGUUCAUAUUAUCUUAAAAAAUUUAUUGAACAUCAUCAUUCACCUCAAGCUAGUGAUUCAGUUAUCUAUUCUUAUAUGCCAUCACAUAAUGCACUUUAUGCAACAACUAAAUGUAUUAGAAAAGCAGAAAUGCCAACAGAACUACAAAAUAUUGAUGGUAUUAAUAUUCCAGACUCACUUCAAUAUACUUUGGAUG